AUGCCUUAUUCAUUUAAACUCUUAGUGCAUGAUGUCUAAUUACAAAUUACAGAUCCAAUUUUGAUCUCUAGUCCUUCUCUUUCAUUCACUAUUGCUAAUUAUCCUAAAAUUAUAGUUAACGGAAAAUGUCCUAUAAGUAAUAUAAAAGGAACAUAUGAUUAACAGAAACCAUUUGGUCAUGGGAAAUCAAUUUUAUUGCAUUUGAAUUAAGAUAAAAUGACAGACAUACUUAGGGAAAUGCCCCUUGAAAUAUUAUUUUUGAAUGGACAAGCAAUUGUAGCUGGAGCAAGAAUCAAUUUAGAGCAUUUUAUUCCAGAUAUUGAUUCAGAGUUAAAGUUCAAAAGAGGCAAUUUUCAUUUACUAGAUCAUUUUGGAAAACCUUAUUUAUUAGCUGAUAUUUCAAUAAGCAUACAUGAUCCAGAUAAGAUUCCAGAAGUUUUGAAAGAGGAAAAAGAAAGAUAAAUCUAAAUGAUGAAAUAAAAAUAACAACAAGAUUAUUUAUAAUAACUAGAGAAGCCAACUGAUCCAGAACCAGUCCCUGAUUAAAUUGUUUAUAAUAAAAAGAAGAAAUAAGAUUCUACUCCAAAACAUUAAUAUUCACAUCCAAACACAUAAUCUGAAUAAAGAAGUCCAAGAAAUAUGAAUGAUGUUGAAUAAAUGAGUUAAUAACCAAAAAUUAAUAUUCAACAACAAUAUUAAUAAACAAUGCAAUCAACUUAACCUAAAAUUCAAUAAAGACCUGUAAGUGCUACACCUAAAUCAAAUAUCAAAUCCAAUUCUAAAUAACCAAAUAGUUUUCAUGAAUCUAAAGCAUCUUAAAAAUAACCUAUUAAAAAACCCUUAAAACCAGCACUCAAAGUAAAUUAAAAAACAUCCAAACCAAUUCCCUAGAAUCCAUAACCAUAAUAAACAAUUAAAAAGAAUCCAAAUUCUGUAAUUAUACCAGAACCAGAUGAAAUUAAAGAUAUUCCUAUAACUGAAUGGGUUAAUUAACUUUAUUGUCCUCCACCUAUGUUUCUUGAUAAGAAAGUAUAUGUUCACAAGAUUUAUAAUGCACCUGAAGAACAAGUUGAGAAAUAUGUUAAACCUGCUAAAUUCUAUUCUGUAGGUAUACAAACAGAUUUUUAAUUACCUUUUAUUAAAGCUUAAUAAACUGAAUACUCUUAGGAUCCAUAAGAUUACACUCCUAAAGAUAGAGUAUAAACAUAAACAAUUGUAUCUGAUAAUUAUUAAGAGGAUUUUGAAAGUUUUGUUUAAUCUUAAUCCUAAUUUUCAUAGAGUUAAUAACAAAAACAAUCAAAAACUCCAAGAAAUUAACCUUCUUCAAAUAGAAGAACUACUUCUAUUUAAGAAGCUGUUGAAGAAGAUGUUAUAUCAGAUAUAUAUUCUUAAGAUUUUGAAUAAAUUAGUUAAAGUUAAACUUUUAAAAGAAGUUUAUCAAAAAAAGAUGAUGUAUCAGAUUCAUACAUCCCAGAUUUUGAAUCUAUAAGUUAAUCCUAAUAAUUCAGGAAAAAGUGA
Messenger RNA from Paramecium pentaurelia, 1518 nucleotides. NCBI's taxonomy places the organism in Eukaryota, Ciliophora, Oligohymenophorea, Peniculida, Parameciidae. The record is from the annotation of a GenBank genome assembly.